This is a messenger RNA of Perkinsus marinus ATCC 50983, 1347 nucleotides long. RefSeq lists its product as hypothetical. Lineage: Eukaryota; Perkinsozoa; Perkinsida; Perkinsidae. The record is from RefSeq and is a predicted model, not a curated record. The coding region runs from base 1 to 1347 and encodes 448 amino acids. The transcript is spliced from 15 exons.
AUGAAAGCCUCACCACCGCCGUCGAGUUCAGAGGCUCCGGUCAUCAGCUCCAACGCUCGUAGGUUUGUCCUGGCCCAGUUCCUCUCGAGAUGUGCUCACACCUUUAUAACGACGGCGGUGCGUUACGAGACGCUUGAUAUGGUAGGACCUCGCAGAUAUGCCCAUUCCCAGAUCUGGCAGAACCUCACACGCACACUUUCAGCUCAGACGUCCGGUGUGAUAACGGACAACGCUCCGCCGAAAAAGGUUUAUGUUUUAACAGAUGUUUUCUGUGCGCUCAUGGUGAUGACUAUUUGGACAGGUUCGCAGAAUGUUCUACAGUUCUUAACAGUAGCCAACAUCGCCCUCGGAGUAGUCAUGGCAUUCUCGGGUCCCAUCGGCAAAAGUCUACCACCAUUAGUCGUCCGGUCCCGCUCGGAGCUCCCUAUGGUGAACUCGUUCGAGCUGACUGGUGAUAAGAUAGGCCGCUACCUCACACCGUUCGCUGUUGGAUUUUUCAUGAUGUACUUUGGUUUUUCGGCAUCAGUCUAUGUCAGUAUUGCUUUCUACCUUCUCGUAGUGACAGUGAAAUCGUCAGUGCAAGUGGACGAAUCUCCCAGUGGAAGCAGCAAAGAGAUGGGAGGCCAAAGGCCAGGCCUUCUGAGGCAGUUGUUUGAGGGAGUGAAGUCCUUGGGAGAUCCCAGACUCGGAGUACUUGUUCUCAAUACGCUCCUCACCAACGUGUUCGUUUAUCCAUUCCAAACAGCAGCUAUACCGGUGAUGUUGAGGCAGAUGGAUCCUGUGAACUGGAGGAGUUUAGCAAGCCUGGUGUCGUUGGGCGGCGUGAUCGGCCCAAUUCUGUCCAACGCCAGCGCCUUCCUCUUCAGUAGCGAUCCAUACGCUGGUCUGGUAUCGGGUAUCACUGCACAGAUCACCACGGGGAUGCUCUCAAUCUUCUGCGUCAUGGUCUAUCCACUCUUCCCCACUGGCACCGCCUACGCUGUACUGUUGUCGACCCUCUGGGUGUUGGUCAUUGCAGCCAACAAUCAGUUUACGAUAUUCUUCAACUCUCUCCAGCAAAUGGUCCUCCCAGCGAAUCAACGAGGGAAGUUUAUAGCCAAUCUCUUGGCUGUGUUCACGAUGGGCAACGCUGCGGGUCUGUGGGUAUUCGGCCAGGCAAUAGCAUCUCCUGAGCAUCUCCAAUCCAACGUAUGCUGGGUACUGGUCCUGUCAGUCCUCCUCAGAAUGAUCAUCGGUGGGGUUGUACUCUACCGAAGAUCAGCACUGCGUCGUGCAGCCUCUACGACUGAUGGGACGACUGCUUCUACUGGUGGGAACCAAAUCAAUGACCGCAACCUUUCUGAGUGA